AUGAAGUUAUAUCCAGACUUAUGGAAGGUGGUAUUUCAGAAGCUGCCGGUGAAAACACUACUACGAUUACGAGACGUCUGCAAAUCUUGGCGUACAAUCAUCGAUUCCCCUGCUUUCAUUACAGAACACUUUCAACAUUUCAACGACAAUUCUUACAAGAAUCGGUUACUACUAGUUGAAAGAAUUGGACGCAAUGAAAGGUCUAAACUAGUAAUCAGAGUUGUUAAGCCCACAUUUGAAGAAAUUGCCCAAAUUACUACUGUACAUGGAGAUUGCAGGGUUUGGGAUAUCUUGAAUGGUUUGUUUUUGUUCCAAGAAUAUGUUGAUACUAUUACACAAACACAGUAUCCAUUGUUGAGGAUAUAUAACCCAUAUGUUACAAAAACUUUGAUACUUCCUCCUUGUCCGAUGCUCGACCACCUCGUCAACAAAUUUGUUUUGGGGUUUGAUCCUUCUACUGAAGAUUACAAGGUGAUUGGAUUUAGAAUAAGGAAAUUAUCGUCAGAGAUCGUGGUUUAUUCAUGUAAAAAUAAUUGUUGGAAGACCAAGACUGUUGAGAUGAAUGAUGCAAUUCCGUUUAGUGGUAUGCAAUUUCAGCAUCAUUUCUGUCAAGGGGCAGCGCAUUGGAUGAUGAGCGAUGGAGCUCGAAAAGAUGGCGUGUUCGAAUACACCCAUGUUCUUUCCUUAGAUUUUCGGAGGGAGGAAUUUCGAUGUGUUGAAUUUCCUGAGAGGCGAAUGAUAAAUUUUUUGUUUGUUUUAGGCCAAUCUUUAGCAGUAUUUGGUAUUUCUGCUGAGAGUAGCAAUAUAUGGAUUUUGAGAGUGGAUGUUGGAGAGCGCGUGCCUAAAAAGCGGUGGUAUCUGUACGAUAGCAAAAAAUCGAGUUUAGAUGCAUAUAACUUCUUUCAACAGAACGAUAUUGGAAGGGUUACUUAUGAUGAAGACUCUGGUAAAAUUUUCGGUCUAACUUUGGUUUAA
Messenger RNA from Chenopodium quinoa (quinoa), 975 nucleotides. RefSeq names its product putative F-box protein At3g17480. NCBI's taxonomy places the organism in Eukaryota, Viridiplantae, Streptophyta, Magnoliopsida, Caryophyllales, Amaranthaceae. The coding region runs from base 1 to 975 and encodes 324 amino acids. The record is from RefSeq and is a predicted model, not a curated record. Gene Ontology annotation, molecular function: protein binding. The transcript has a single exon.